This is a messenger RNA of Sebastes umbrosus (honeycomb rockfish), 1770 nucleotides long. Its product is annotated as fibroblast growth factor 1-like. NCBI's taxonomy places the organism in Eukaryota, Metazoa, Chordata, Actinopteri, Perciformes, Sebastidae. Gene Ontology annotation, molecular function: growth factor activity; fibroblast growth factor receptor binding. Bases 874 to 1485 code for a protein of 203 amino acids. The record is from RefSeq and is a predicted model, not a curated record. Gene Ontology annotation, cellular component: cytoplasm. The transcript is spliced from 3 exons. Gene Ontology annotation, biological process: regulation of cell migration; animal organ morphogenesis; positive regulation of cell population proliferation.
UUGCACUGCUCUGUCUUUCGCUUUCCUUCUCCCAUCUGCUCCUUAAUCUUAUGCCUGUCCAAGAUGUUCCAGAUGUGGACCAGCCUGACUGGUUCUGUUGCAGUUCCUCUGGCUACAAAUGAUAACAUCUACCAGAGUUGUACAGUACCACCGCUGGCACUGCUUUUCCAUUUGACAAGACAGACUUUAUGUGACAGCCACUGCUGCUCUGGGAUCUCCACCCUUCAGGAUACUGCGAUUACACUGACAUUGUGGCUUUAAAAUGGGGCCUGAUUGUUUUUUGGAUAAGCUUGUGAGGAAGCAGACAGUCGGAGAGUAAGAUAGACAGACAGACAGACAGGGCUGGCUGGAUUCUUGUUCCUUCUUGAAAGAUUUAAAGUGAUUUAAAGUUCCUUCUUGAAAGAUUUAAAGUGUUUGGCUGCUGGAGAUCUGUUUGACUGUUAACAUGUAGGGUGUUAAAACAAAAGUCUUCGCCUCAAACAGUAUGAGGAAAAUGGCUCUUGUGUUUCAUGAGUUAAACAGACUAUUUGCUGGCAAUUGCAACAUUUCCAGCCGGGAGUAAGACCAUUACCGCAGAAUUUUCUCUGCCCUCUUCGCCGCGUCCACGUGUUGUUUACUUUGUUGUCUGGCCUUGCACAGAUUUCAGGUGAAAGUUACAUCACUGCACAUCUGGAAAUCAUUUUUUCACAAAGAAAGACUAGUCGGAUCAUGUGCCUGGCCUCCAUCCAGAUCUGAUUCCCUGCCUGGUUUCAUCGCUUCCUAAAAAAAAAAAAAGUGCCUUAAAAGGUUGACAGAGAGAAAGGGAGACACAGAGAGAGGGAGAAAGUGAUUGAGGGAGGCUGGUGGAGACGAGCGCUUCCUUGUAAUCGCGUCAUGAAGGCGGCGUUGUCCUCCUCUUCCUGUUUUAUCUCGUGUCUCAGACACAGUCCAGGUGACACCAGCAGUGAACCUGGUAGAUCUCCUCUGUCGUUGCAGACACAAGGACAUCACUCCUCUUCGUCAAAGCCUCAAACUCUCUGUAGGAUGACGGAGGGAGACGUCACGGUGCUGCCAUUUGGACCUGCGUCCUCUCUGGACCUGUCCAGGCAGGAGCAGCGGACGCUGACCAGACUGUACAGCCAGAACGGAGGAUAUCACCUGAGGAUUUUACCAGAUGGGACUGUGAGUGGUGGCAGGCAGGAAAAUGACCCCCACGACGUCCUGAGGCUGAAGGCUGUGAGCGUGGGAGUGGUGGUCAUCAAAGGCGAGAACACAGGAAGGUACCUGGCUAUGAACAAAAAUGGACGCCUCUACGGAUCACAAUCACUGAAUGAUGAGUGUUACUUCCUGGAGAAGUACGAAGAAAACCACUACAACACAUAUUGCUCUCAGAAGUACAACUGGUAUGUCGGGCUGAAGAGGAACGGCCAACCCAAACCAGGACCAGACACCCACCAGGGUCAGAAGGCCGUCUUCUUCCUGCCAAGGCCUGCGGGCAGCGUGUAAAGCAAGACGGCACCAGGAACCGCGGACACGCUCACUCAAGUCUUUAAAUGCACAUUAAAAGUGCAAUUUUUUUGACGCCGGGCAAAGUAUCUUAUUUAAAGGUCACUUAAAAUCAGUACAAUGGGGCACUAAAGCCUGAGGCAAACACAUGAUGCUGUUUUACAGUUAGUUCAAGCUCUAUUUCAUGUCAAUAACCUACAUGUUUGUUCAUUCCUCUCAUAUAUGUGAUUCCAGCUCAUACUGUAUGUGACCAUCGCCUAUAUAAAGCACAUAUACGCCCUCUCA